AUGGGGACUUCACUGCUCAGCUUUUACAUGCUGCUGGUAAGAUUACACUCCAGGUGGGGACCUAUUUUCAUAGAGGGAUUCAAUCUUCCUUCAGAUUCAUGUUUCAACAUGACAGGCGAUUCCUGGAAAACAUAUUGGUAGAUAAAACUACUUUUUUUUUUUUUGCUCAGAUUAAGCUGCAAACACUGAUUUGUAUGGCGGUCAAUGACAGGAACACCUGAUAAAAGGGGAAGUUUUGUUUUUGCAGAUUAAAUAUAUGACUCAAUAUGACAAUACGGAUUUUACAGAUUUACGCUGCAUCUCUUUGGUGGAUAAAUGUGAUUGCAUUUAGGAUUUUAUCACAAAGUUAUAAAAAGAUUUAUAACUUUGUGAUUAUAUCUAUAUUUCUAUAUAUUUCUAUCAGAAUCUAUGAUGCAAUGUUUUUCAGUGUUUGGGAAUCAGCUGGUCAUCUUCUGAAAUCCUGCGGCGACAAAAGAGAAACUGGAUAAUUGAUUCUUUUAAGAUUUAUGAAAACUAUACAGGACCUUUUCCAUAUGAACUGGGCACCGUAAGUAUCAACCCAAAGCCACAGCGCAUGAAUAUUUUACCUAUAGGAAUGGUGCAAGAAGAUCAGUACAAAAUUAACUUCUGGUGUUUUUUUUUUUUUUUCCAGAUCCAAAUAGAGAAAAGUCUGACUGUUUUCAAAAUCCUUGGUGAAGGUGUUGAAAAAGAACCAAAAGGCACCAUGACUAUUAACAAAAGAACCGGGACAAUCCACGUCCACAAGCCUGUGGACUAUGAAACUUUCCAAGUUUUGGAUGUAAGACAAAAUUCCCUUUAACAUUAGUGAAAUUUUGUAUUGAUCUCAUUGAGAGCGUAUAAGGAUCUGAGUGUGUGUGGAUGUGUGUGUCAUGUAUAAAGAUUUGAUUGUUCCCCAUAUUUAGCUCACAUUCCAGGCACUGAAUGAAGAAAACGAUGUCAUAGACACACAGCUGGGUAUCGAGAUAGAAAUUGUGGACGCAAAUGACAACGCUCCAAAGUUUGUCCAGGAAGUUUAUGAGGUCAGCAUACCAGAGUCAACAGAACAAGGUAACUUUCUCAUGGUAUUGUCACGGAAAAAAAAAACUAUGGUUGCACAUUAUCAUGCACAUAAUAUUAUUAAACAAACAAAAAAUAACUGGGGACAGCUCACUGAGAAACAAAAAUCAGUUAUUAUAGGAUGCAGAUUACGUUUUUUGAGCAUUUUAAGAUUCCAUUUCUUAAAGGAGGCCUUGGUUUGAAACCAUCCAUAACAGAAAAAGUGAGAAUUCUGAUGUGAAUCUCAGAGUUUGAAGAAAAAAGGAGUUUUAGAAAAAAAAGUUUUUUGGCCCUUAUCCUCCUCUGUACCUUUCUGCUCUUAAAAUUACUGAGCCAAAUAGAGAGCUUCUUGUAGGCUAUUUUGGGAUAUCGGGUCAUUUAUUUAUGUCAUUUUUAAAGGAAUAAAAUCCAUCCCUUAUUGUUUCAGCUGAUGAAACUGGAGCUCAUUUAAAUCAAGUCAUUUCACUUUCAUUCAUUUAUUCAUAUACUGCUGUGAUUUCCCCAAGCAACCAAUGACACAACCAAUGAACCAAAAUAUGGCCAAUAACAAUUCAUGAACAACUAAACAAAAUUAUUCUUCCGCCAAAAUAAGAGUCCCACCGUAACCUUCACUCAGCAUGUCAUGCACCACAAAAAUAAAGUACCACAAGAAAAAAAAAAAAGAACGAAUAAUGGAAAAUAUUUAAUAUUUCACAUUAUUAUGUAUCAUUAUAACAACUGCUUUUUUUCUGAUACUGGCAGGCACUGAAGUGACAACCGUUAAGGCAGUAGAUGUGGACACUGGAAACGAUGGAGAAGUCCAAUACAGAAUGGUCUCAGUCAUGCCUAAACAUGAUAAUGUGGAGUUUUAUCUAAAGGAGGUACCUGCCAGAAAAAUUGCAGUCAUUUUCUUUAAUGGCUGUCUGGAACACCUGGUGAGAGGACAAACAUCAAAUUGGUCAAUCUUGGAAAAUCUGCGUCUCCAAAUUAAGUGACAGAUUAAAAUUCUCAUUUUAAAAGAGACUUUCUUUUCUAACCAAUCAGAAAGCUAAGAAGUACACCAUUCUUGUGGAGGCCAAAGACAAAGGGACAUACGUGCAGCACUCCAGCACUACCACCGUCACAGUCAAUAUAAUGGAUGGAAAUAACCACUCUCCUGUCAUCACCGGAAUUACUGUGAGCAAAUACUCCUUUGACCAACCUCAGGAAGGCAGUGAUGCCUGUAAGACAAUGAUCUCUUUGCAUUAACAAUAUUUUUGUUUCUUUUGCACUCAAGGGUCCUGCUCGUGUAACAGAAGGAGAAGAAAAUGUUGUUGUCUUAAAUGUACAAGUAACAGACGAAGACUACAAAGGGACACCAGCCUGGAGAGCAGUGUACAAAAUCCACGGGGACACUAACGAUAACUUCAAAAUCACGACAGAUCCGAAGACAAACGAGGGAAUACUGACUGUGACUAAGGUAUUUAGUCUGUGUAAUGAAGCCAAGCAAGCUCUUCAAACUUCUGUCAAACGCCGUGGUGAAGCUGGACUCACACAAAUUUGGUCCAAUUGUCAAAAUUCAAAGUUUGUUUUUGGGUAAAUUAUUUGCCUUGUGUGAGUAGAAUGGAAGACCUGAAGUUCAAACUAACUUCGAUCUCACUUUUUUACAGCACCUGGAUUAUGAAGACAACCCUAAAAAGCACUUGAAUAUUACUGUAGAGAAUGAGAUCCCCUUUCAUACAUGCAAAGUGAAGACUCGCACCAAAAGUGGACUAUGGGACGUGGUCAUCAGCAGAAAAGACAAAAGCCAACCUCCCUUUCCAGUGACAGUGGUCGUUGAGGAUACCAAUGAAGCCCCUGUUUUCCUCAUAAGUAAAAAACAAGUCUCAGUGUUGGAGAGUUCUUCAGUGGGACGACAUCUAGAGACCUUCACAGCUCAGGACCAUGAUGGUCAAGGUCAAAACAAAGUACAGUAAGUUACAAAGACCAAAGUUUCACAUCUUACAGACAACAGCUUCCUGCAUUAGCACAUCAGGAAGAACUUGAAAAUAUCUAACAUGGCGUAUUACUGUGUUUCAGAUACAAAAUCGAAAACAACCCAGCCGACUGGGUUACAGUAGACCCCAUGGAUGGAAAGGUAACCAUAUCAAAGCCUCUGGACCGAGAGUCACCGUUUGUGAAAAACAACACCUACAUUGUCGAGAUACUGGCUUUUGAUGAUGGUAUGACAUGAAGAAGUAAACAUUUUCAGUAUGUGACGGAUUUCUUUGUCCAGCUGCUGAAAUGUACGCUUUUCUGUCUGCCAGGUAAACCUCCAAUGACAGGCACUGCAACCCUGACCAUUUACAUCAUGGAUGAGAACGACAACGCUCCAACGCUGGAUGCUAACACAAUCGACAUCUGCCAAUCAGAUGGGCAAUCCAUGGCUAGCAUCGAAGCAUCUGAUAUAGAUGAGGGAAUCAACAGUGGACCGUUCAGCUUCAAGCUCCUUGGAGAUGUCGAGGGGAAAUGGAGUGUUAAACCUCAACAAGGUGAAAGCAAAGAUCAUAAAACUAAUGCUAACAGUCCCGAUUGUGCCAAAUCAACCUCUGAGUUGUUCAGUAUGUGUUCAUUUACAUCAACCCAUUUCGCACACGCAGGGUACUCAACCAGCCUGGUGAAGGAGAGCAACGUUCCCUCUGGGCAUCAUGAGUUGGAGAUAGAAGUGUCUGAUCUUCAAUCCAAUUCUGCUGUCCACAACCUGUUUGUUACUGUGUGUAACUGCGUCAACCCAAAGGAGCCAAACUGCCGUAUCCGCAAAUCUACUAGCGUUGCAGCAGGGGCGCCUGUCAUUGGGAUCAUUUUUUUCGCUUUACUACUGAUUGCAGGUGAGGGAGAAGCAUGCCAAAAAAGAAUGACAGGAUCUUCAUGAAUGAAACCUCAGUGCAGUAAAAUGACAGCUCGUAAAACACAUCACAUUUUUUUUUGCACUUCCUUGGCAAGAAAACAAACAGAUUGUCUUUGUGUGUGUGGUCCUUGUGUUCCAGGUGUGCUCCUUUUGUCGUUUUUGGUAUCAUGCAAGAAAAAGCAUGCUAUGAUAAAGGAGGAGGAAGGUUCAGGGCGUCUGAUGAACAGCAACAUUGAGACACGGGGGACUGACUGCAAAGUAUUUACCUUUUUAAUAAUAUGACCUGUUCUUAAAUGUGACAUCUAGAAACAAAUAUUUGAGUGAAUUUGUUCACAUCCUCUUUUUGUAUUUGUUUGUCUACAGUGAAAAGAGCUUUGCCUUGUGAUAAUGCUACUCUGCUCAUGCUUAAGUAAAUGUAACUUGGACUUCUUGUUUUAAAAGCUUCAAUUUUUUAACAGGUUUCACUGAAUCAUUCCAUGAACGGUCAAAGUGGGGGGUCAAUUGUGAAAAAAUCUCAAGUCCAAACAAGUGCUGCAGCACCAGUAAGUAACUUUAAAUUCAAGGUCAAAAAUAGGGCACGUAUGAUGAUUUAUUAUCAUCAUUAUUAUUAUCACACUUUUAUUACCAGAAAAGAACCACGUCAUUGACAAGAUCCCAAAAAGCCCCUUCCCAAACUGACGGACGACAACAUCAAGGCUACUAUGUGCAAGAGGUAAAGAAAAUCUAAUAAUAUUAUUUAAUUACUCUUUUUCGUCUGCAUUUAUCCUUAUUCAAUCAGAAACAGCCACGCGCUCUUAUUUAUUCUCUGAAUUUCAGUCUAAUUUUCAGUCCAUGGGAGCAUCAUCAUCAAUGAGAGCACAACAGCUGACCAGAGUCUCAUCAACCAGGGUACUACUGCAAUCUACGCAAAUCUGAGAUCUAUAGAGGAAGUUUUCUGUGUACUUAUUUCAGCAUUAACUAUGAAUUUGCCUCUGAUUUUCAGAGUUCUGGACGUCGACGGAAAUAUUCUGCAGAACAUAGUAAUUUCACAAUUAUAAAUGGAGUCCUUCCCAAAGUGCUGAAUCAGGUAAGACAAAGAAGUUUAACAGCCAAAAAACACAAAGCUGGGGUAUUAACCCUCCUCCUGUGUUAGGGUCUGCACCAACCCGUUUUUGUUUUAGCAUUGUGUCAUUUGUGAACGAUUCGUUCAAAAGAACCAAAUCUUUUAAGUAAACGUACUGAACCGAAUCACUUCCUCGAGUGAUUUGUUCAUUUCUCACUUUCUAACUACGUUUUUAUUUUUCUUACUGCUAAAUUGCCAUCACAACAACUUGCAUACAACAGGAUACAGCAUGUAACAAAUAGUGCAUUAAACCCGCAGCAUCCUAUCAUUGCAGCGGUUUGCGAGGGAACGGUGCAUGUUCAGUGUGAAUCAGUGAACGAAUCACUCACUGAGCCCAAUUUACUGAGCAGACCUGAUAAAUGGCAUACAAUGGGACAGUACACCCCCGCCAAGCGUUAAGUGAAUCAGUGAUUUGGUGAACGAAUCUUUGGAACAAAUCUUUUUAGUGAACUGGUUCUAGUGAUUCAGUACAUCUAAAAGAACUGCCGGGCCUGUCACUAUUUUGUUUUCAAAUGCUUAAAACAGUUGUUCUCAAGUCCAGUCCUCGAGGCCCACUGUCCUGCAUGUUUUGGAUAUUUCCCUGCUCCAGCACACCUGAUUCAAAUGAUCAGCUCGUUAUCAAGCCAUUACAGAGCUUGAUAGCGAGCUGAUCAUUUGAAUCAGGUGUGUUGGAGCAGACCUCGAGGACUGGACUUGAGAACCACUGGCUUAAAAGAACCACUUAAAUUAGCUUUUUUGCAUCAAGACUAUUUGACUUUGUCGGGAACCUCUACCAUACACACACAAAAAACAACAUCAGGCAUGUCCAGACAUGUGCGAUCAAUUCAGUAUAGAUGUCUGUGUGAGGGGUAUACUGCCAUAGAAAGGCCUAGAGGCUCACUACAAAAACUAUUAUAAGCAAUAUUUUCAUGGAUAAUGAAGCCUAACAAGGUAACCUAGAGAUGAGAACCAAAUUGGAUGAUAGAGAAUUGUUUUUAGUGUAAUCUACAGCUGAUUUAAGAAACUGGUCAAAACCGACUCUUAACAUGGUGGGUGCGUAGUAAAAGCUAACACAGGAGGAAGGUUAAGUUUCUCUUUCAAAAUGAAUCUGCACUUCCCCUCCUCUCCCUCUACUCUCGCCUUCCACAGAAGCUGUAUGUGUUGCAAGCAUCAGGCGAGGAGCUGUAUGAUUACGCUCCUCAUGAGUACACUGAAGAGAAAAACUCUGAGCCCAACGAUUCACUCGAUGCCAUUUCCAUCCUUGAUACACCCUUUGAUCCAGAGUCACUCCUGGGUCUGGACUCCAGGUUUAAUCAUCUGGCCUCCAUCUCCAUGCUGAGCAAAAAACCUGAAAGCACAAGUCUCUGA
Molecule: messenger RNA, 6350 nt
Organism: Xyrichtys novacula (pearly razorfish)
Lineage: Eukaryota; Metazoa; Chordata; Actinopteri; Labriformes; Labridae
Source: the annotation of a GenBank genome assembly